AUGGGCGCCGACCAAGAAGGCCACGUCCCGGGCGACGUCAAGGAGACGGGCUACAAGGACAGCCACGACUACAUCCAGUUCAAGGAGCACGCCAUCGACGGCCAACUGAACCGCUGGUCGCAUACCAUCACGAGAGAACAUGACUUUCCCGGCGCGCAGGCCAUGCUGUAUGGGGCCGGCGUGCCGAACAAGGAGAUGAUGAAGAAGGCGCCGCAUGUCGGCAUUGCGACGGUGUGGUGGGAGGGCAACCCUUGCAAGUACGUGAAUCUUCUUUCCUCUUGGACGAUCCUCGACUUCGGCAAGAUCGUCAAGAAGGCCGUUGAGAAGCAAGGCAUGCUCGGGUGGCAGUUCAACACCGUCGGCGUGUCGGACGCCAUCACCAUGGGAGGAGAAGGCAUGCGCUUCUCCCUCCAGACUCGCGAGAUCAUCGCCGACAGCAUCGAGUCGGUGACGUGCGCGCAGCACCACGACGCCAACAUCUCGAUCCCCGGGUGCGACAAGAACAUGCCGGGCACCAUCAUGGCGGCCGCGCGCCACAACCGGCCCUUCAUCAUGAUCUACGGCGGCACCAUCAUGAAGGGCCACUCGGACCUGCUCGAGAAGCCCAUCAACAUCAGCACGUGCUACGAGGCCCGCGGCGCCUUCACCUACGACCGCCUCCAUGCCAAGAGUAACCCGGGUGCCGAGGGCCGCACCCCGUCCGACGUCCUCGACGACAUCGAGCAGCACGCCUGCCCCGGCGCCGGCGCCUGCGGUGGCAUGUACACGGCCAACACUAUGGCCACCGCCAUCGAGGCCAUGGGCCUUUCCCUGCCGGGCUCCUCGUCAUACCCGGCCCUGUCGCCCGAGAAGGCCCGCGAAUGCGAGCGCGCCGCCGAGGCCAUCAAGAUCGUCAUGGAGAAGGGCCUGCGCCCGCGCGACCUCAUGACCCGCGCCGCCUUCGAGAACGCCCUCGUUCUGACAAUGAUCCUCGGCGGCUCCACCAACGGCGUCCUGCACUUCCUCGCCAUGGCCAACACCGCCGACGUGCCCCUGACCAUCGACGACGUCGACCGCACCAGUAACCGCAUCCCCUUCCUUGCCGACCUCGCGCCCUCAGGCAAGUACUACAUGGAGGAUCUCUACCGCGUCGGCGGCACCCCCUCCGUCCUCAAGAUGCUCGUCGCCGCGGGCCUCAUCGACGGCUCCGUCAUGACCGUCACGGGCCGUACCCUCGCCGAGAACGUCGCCGACUGGCCGUCCCUCGACCCGAACCAGAAGAUCAUCCGCCCGCUCUCCAACCCCAUCAAGGAGACGGGCCACAUCCGCAUCCUCCGCGGGAACCUCGCCCCCGAGGGUGCCGUCGCCAAGAUCACGGGUAAGGAGGGCCUCUCCUUCACCGGCACGGCCCGCGUUUUCGAUAAGGAGCACGAGCUCGACGUCGCCCUGUCGGCGGGCUCCAUCCGCCGCGAGGACGGCAACCUCGUGCUGAUUGUGCGCUACGAGGGCCCCAAGGGCGGGCCCGGCAUGCCGGAGCAGCUGCGCGCCAGCGCCGCCAUCAUGGGCGCCGGCCUCGACAACGUGGCGCUCGUCACGGACGGCCGGUACAGCGGCGCCUCACACGGCUUUAUCGUCGGUCACGUGUGUCCCGAGGCUGCCGUCGGUGGGCCGCUCGCCCUCGUGCGCGACGGCGACACCGUCACGAUCAACGCCGAGACGAAUCGCAUCGACGCCGUCGACGUCGACGAGGCCGAGUUCGAGAGGCGGAGGAGGGACUGGAAGGCGCCGUUACCGCACGUGAGGAGGGGCGUGCUGGGCAAGUACGCGCGCUUGGUCGGCGAUGCGAGCCACGGUGCCGUGACGGAUCAGUCGGAUCCUUCAUGGUGA
Molecule: messenger RNA, 1866 nt
Organism: Colletotrichum higginsianum IMI 349063
Lineage: Eukaryota; Fungi; Ascomycota; Sordariomycetes; Glomerellales; Glomerellaceae
Product: dihydroxy-acid dehydratase
Exons: 4
Coding region: 1-1866 (621 amino acids)
Biological process (GO): branched-chain amino acid biosynthetic process
Cellular component (GO): mitochondrion
Molecular function (GO): dihydroxy-acid dehydratase activity
Source: RefSeq, a predicted model, not a curated record